UUUUAAAAUAGUUUUAUCUGCCACGCCCACGCUAUAACUCCCACUCAGCUGUCACAGUGAAGACGCGUUCAGGUUCCACUCUUAUCCAUUCACAAACCCGCGGAGCGAGAGCGUGACACCGCACCACGCGUCGCACUGCGCGGCUCGUCUGUCAGUUUUUGGAGCAACUUGUUGCGCAGCUGCUAUUUUCUGACCUCCACCUCCUCCUCCUCCUCCUCCUGCUGCUGCUGCUGCUCCUGCUUCGGCUGUUUCUCUUCUCUUCUCUGGUCCAUUAUCACCGCAGGAACAGGCGCUGCUUUGUGCUGCUGCGUCUCCGAGUGCUCAGACUUUUCUGUGGAAACACUUUUCCACGUUUCAGCGUGGUAAAAAAGUGUGUUUGUGGGAGGGGGAAGGAUGAGAGCAGACAUCGUGGAUCAGUGGACGAGUUUCCCCUCUGUUGCCUCCAUCGCAUAGGGAAGAGUGGAGGGAGUCUCUUGACUAAUAUGAUUUUGGAGGCAGGAGAUGAGAGUCAUGAGCUGGACGCGUCCUGGUCACGCACUGGACUGGAGCCACAGCCUCUUCUACCUGACUCUGCUCCUGUGGACCAGACGCAUGAGUGGACUGGCUGACUUCUCAAACUAUCUGUCCAGGAUCAUCACCAGUCACUCCGCUCACGCGUGCGACGGUCAGCCUCUGCGGCUCCACUGCCCGCGUCACUCCACCAUCUCCAUCCAGUCGGCCUUCUACGGCAGCGGCGAGGCGUCGCUGUGCAGAGCAGACCCGCGCUCAGACCCUCCACUCAGAAACCACAGCUGUUCCGCUUUCACUGCCCUGCAGAAACUGCUCUCCGAGUGUCAGAGCAACAGAGAUUGCCAACUUCCUGUCAGUCACCUGCUGUUUGGGAGAGACCCAUGUCCCGGCACCGUCAAAUACCUCCAUGUGGACUACAAGUGUAAACCCACUGAACACAAAAGACACGUGGCAUGUGAGGGGGACACCAUGGUCCUGCGCUGUAAACCUCCCAGGGUGCUGAACAUCUAUGCAGCUGUCUAUGGCAGAGGUCUGAGCCACAGUAACACCUGCCCCUCACACCUGACCAGACCUCCCCCUUUUGAGUGUCUCAACCACGAGGCUGUUCACUCGGUGUCCCAGUCCUGCUACGGCAAACCGCGGUGUGCCGUUGCCGUCAGCAACCAGACCUUCAGGGACCCGUGCUUUCCAGGAACUAGGAAGUACCUCAGUGUGAUCUAUUCCUGUGUACCACACUCUUUACUGAAGGAGGCAGACCCCAACGUAUCAAGCUCCACCUCAUCUCCGACGGUCAAAACAGGUAACGAUCUGGACGAGAUUUUCUCCAAAGGUCAGAGAAGACCGGGCAGCUCAGGCGCUAUGAUGAGUGACUCUCUCCUGGCCUACGCUUAUAUUAAAGAACGUCCAGAAAUGGCUGCUCUGCUCUUCACCUCCAGCGUUUGUGUCGGCCUUCUCGUCACACUGCUGGCCGUCUCGGUCCGAGUGACCUGCAGGGGGCGCCAGGCUAAAGAUCAAAGACUCGUAUCCAAGACUCUCCAGGAGGACGAGGACGAUGAAACAGAAGAUGAUGACGACGACGACAACAAUGUCGAAGAAGGAACAGGAAGUUCUUUAAUCUCCGCCGCGGAGAGGAAAGCGGCGAUGUACAGCUGGGAGGAAGUGACGUACGUGAGCGAGGCAGCCGAACGCGCAGAGAGAAUCGAGCGCAGAGACAUGGUCAUUCAGGAGAUCUGGAUGAACGCGUAUUUGAACGGCAGCUCGUGCUAAACGAACAUUCAGGAAUUGUUUUUUAUUGACUGGAAAAAGUUUUUUUUUACACUGUAAAGCAUUUUAUAAUGUAAAGUUUCAGUAAAACUGCCGUACCAGCCGUUAAAUGUAUUAUUCUUAAAUUAUCAACAGGGCUUUAUAAUGUUAAAAAAGUCAAUUCUGUUAAUUUUUAUUUAUCUCAUUCACCACCAAAUGAAGCUGAGAAGAGGUUUACUGUAGCAAGAAGACUAAAUCACUGUAUUAUAAUAUGAAAUUGUUUACAUGCAAAGCAUAUUUUGGUGUAUACUGUAUUAUAAGACAAUUAUGAGAUGAUGUUACUGCACCACCACCUUUUGUCGAUUUGGGGCAGAUUAGGUGGAGAAGUCAGAGGAAACCAGAGGUGUGAUCAAAAUUCAAGUCUUUGAAACACUUUUCUAUGUCACAUAUGGGAUUUUUCGUGAUGUUACUUUAUGACAUAACGUGUUUUAUAUGUUGAAAAGCUGACACACGCUGGUCUUUACAGAAGUCACUUAGUUGUUGUCGCAUUAAUUCUGAAUUUAUACUGUGCUCAUUCAUCACCACUGUGUCUCAAAUCAGCGUUAUCUGUGUAGCAACAGACGGGACCAUGUAACUCACUGGCUUUAAACACUGGAAAAUACAUCGAUGCAUCAUUUUAAA
This is a messenger RNA of Solea senegalensis (Senegalese sole), 2433 nucleotides long. RefSeq names its product eva-1 homolog C (C. elegans) (gene eva1c). The record is from RefSeq and is a predicted model, not a curated record. NCBI's taxonomy places the organism in Eukaryota, Metazoa, Chordata, Actinopteri, Pleuronectiformes, Soleidae. Gene Ontology annotation, molecular function: heparin binding; carbohydrate binding. The transcript is spliced from 8 exons. The coding region runs from base 502 to 1776 and encodes 424 amino acids. Gene Ontology annotation, cellular component: extracellular region.